This is a messenger RNA of Dromiciops gliroides (monito del monte), 4764 nucleotides long. RefSeq names its product aryl hydrocarbon receptor nuclear translocator (gene ARNT). Gene Ontology annotation, cellular component: cytoplasm; transcription regulator complex; aryl hydrocarbon receptor complex. Gene Ontology annotation, molecular function: RNA polymerase II cis-regulatory region sequence-specific DNA binding; DNA-binding transcription factor activity, RNA polymerase II-specific; protein dimerization activity. The transcript is spliced from 22 exons. NCBI's taxonomy places the organism in Eukaryota, Metazoa, Chordata, Mammalia, Microbiotheria, Microbiotheriidae. The coding region runs from base 314 to 2671 and encodes 785 amino acids. Gene Ontology annotation, biological process: regulation of transcription by RNA polymerase II. The record is from RefSeq and is a predicted model, not a curated record.
GUUGACGAGCUGGCGCUUCGACCUCCACGGGCCCUGGGUCCGACCCAGACUUGCCUAUUGGUCGGCUUCCUGCCGAGGAGGCCAGGCUCAGCUUAGGCCUCUCCUCCCCGGCGCGGAGGCACCUCCCCUGUCAGGGAGGGUCCGGGGCGCCCGCCAUCUUGGGCUCCGCGGUGGUGCUCGGCGGUGGCUGAGGCGUCGGCUCCGGGCAGUGACUUUCCCCUCCCCGCCCCCGCCCCUCCCGGUCUCGCGGCGGCGGCCACGGUGGCGGCGGUGGCAGCGACUCCUCCCGCUGGGGGGCGCGGCAGCGGGGGCCAUGGCGGCGACCGCUGCAAACCCUGAGAUGGCAUCAGAUGUUUCAUCAUUGGGUGCAGCCAUUGUGUCUGGAAACCCUGGACCUGGGGUUCAAGGUGGGGGAGCCAUCAGUCAGCGCUCUAUUAAGCGUCGGCCAGGGCUUGAUUUUGAUGAUGACGGAGAAGGAAACAGUAAAUUUUUGAGAUGUGAUGAUGACCAGAUGCCUAAUGAUAAGGAGCGGUUUGCCAGGUCGGAUGAUGAGCAGAGUUCAGCGGAUAAAGAGAGACUUGCCAGGGAAAAUCAUAGUGAAAUUGAACGUCGACGGCGGAACAAGAUGACGGCUUAUAUUACAGAACUGUCAGACAUGGUACCCACCUGCAGUGCCUUGGCCCGGAAACCAGACAAGUUGACCAUCUUACGCAUGGCUGUGUCACACAUGAAAUCCCUGAGGGGAACUGGCAACACUUCAACUGAUGGCACCUAUAAACCAUCCUUCCUUACUGACCAGGAGCUGAAGCACCUGAUACUGGAAGCAGCAGAUGGUUUUCUGUUCAUUGUGUCAUGUGAGACGGGCCGAGUGGUAUAUGUAUCUGACUCAGUGACCCCUGUCUUGAACCAACCACAGUCUGAAUGGUUUGGCAGCACGCUUUAUGACCAGGUGCACCCAGAUGAUGUGGAUAAGCUCCGGGAGCAGCUCUCUACCUCUGAAAAUGCUUUGACUGGUCGCAUUUUGGACCUGAAGACUGGGACAGUAAAGAAGGAGGGUCAGCAGUCUUCCAUGAGGAUGUGUAUGGGUUCAAGGAGGUCAUUUAUUUGCCGGAUGAGGUGUGGUAAUAGCUCUGUGGAUCCAGGUUCCGUGAACAGAUUGAGCUUUGUGAGGAACAGGUGCAGGAAUGGGCUUGGUUCGGUGAAGGAAGGGGAGCCUCAUUUUGUGGUAGUACACUGCACAGGCUACAUCAAGGCCUGGCCCCCAGCAGGUGUCUCACUCCCAGAUGAUGACCCAGAGGCUAGCCAGGGAAGCAAGUUCUGCCUUGUAGCCAUUGGCCGAUUGCAGGUGACCAGUUCUCCCAACUGCACAGACAUAAGCAAUGUCUGCCAGCCUACAGAAUUCAUUUCCCGUCACAACACUGAGGGUAUCUUUACUUUUGUGGACCAUCGCUGCAUAGCUACUGUGGGCUACCAGCCACAGGAGCUAUUGGGAAAGGAUAUUGUGGAAUUCUGCCAUCAUGAAGACCAGCAGCUCCUAAGAGACAGUUUCCAACAGGUGGUGAAAUUAAAAGGCCAGGUUCUGUCUGUCAUGUUCCGGUUCCGGUCCAAGAACCAUGAGUGGCUCUGGAUGAGAACCAGCUCCUUUACCUUCCAGAACCCCUACUCAGAUGAGAUUGAGUACAUCAUCUGUACCAACACCAGCGUGAAGAAUUCCAACCAAGAGCAACGUCCCACACUGUCCAACUCAAUCCAGAGGCCACAGCUGGGCCCUGCAAAUAAUCUGCCCCUGGAUAUGGGCUCUGGGCAGCUGGCACCCAGGCAGCAACAGCAAACAGAGCUUGAUGUGGUGCCAGGAAGAGAUGGAUUGGCCAGUUAUCAUCCACAGGUCUCAGUUCAGCCUGGGUCAGCCACAGGCCCAGAGCAUAGCAAGUCCCUGGAGAAGGCAGAUGGCCUUUUUGGACAGGAGAGAGACCCAAGGUUUGCUGACAUCUACCCCACCAUUAGUGCAGAUCAGAGUAAAGGCAGCGCUGUCUCCACCAGCCAGCAGCUGUUCUCCCAGGGCACCACAUUCCCCCCAGUCCCCAGAACAGCAGAGAACUUCAGAAACAGCAACCUGGUUCCUCCUGGGACCAUUGUCCAGCCACCAGCUUCUGCGGGGCAAAUGUUGGCUCAGAUCUCCCGCCACUCCAACCCCACGCAGGCCACAGCUCCUGCCUGGAACCCCAGCACCCGGCCCAGCUUUGUCGCCCAGCAGGUGGCCCCCCCACCCACAUCCAAGACCCGGUCCCCUCAGUUUGCUGUCGGUAGCUUCCAGACACCAUCUUCCUUCAGCCCCAUGACCCUCGCUGGGGCCCCCAGUGCAUCGCCAGCUGCUGCUGCCUAUCCCAACCUCACCGGCCGGGGCUCUAGCUUUGCCUCAGAGGCCGGACAGCCUUCGGGACAGUUUCAGGCUCGCACAGCAGAGGGAGUGAGCGUGUGGCCGCAGUGGCCACAGGGGCAGCAGGCUCACCAUCGAUCCAGCUCUGGGGAACAGCACGUGCAGCCACCACCACAGCAGCCUAGCCAGCCUGAAGUCUUCCAGGAGAUGUUGUCUAUGUUGGGAGACCAGGGUAACACCUAUAACAAUGAAGAAUUUCCUGACUUAGCCAUUUUCCCUUCUUUUUCAGAAUAGAACUGUUGGGGUGAGGAUUAGGGGGUGGGGGAGAGAAAUAAUUUUUUGUUUUUAAAAAAACAAAUCUUUCUGUAAACAGAAUAAAGAUACUCUCCCUUCCCCUCCCUCACCCCCAAAAUCCACCUGAUGCCCCCUUUGUUCCUUAUCUCCACUCACUUCCCUUCCCCACUCCUGGUAAAAUGGUCAGAAUCAAUGGAAUGGAUCAUCAAGAUUCUUGAGAACUUUGAAAAUUGAGGCCAGACGGACUCGGGGAUCUUUUCCCUUUUUCUCCUGACCAGAGCUUUGUGCAGAGAUGAAGCUUGGAACAUUCCAGGCUGGAAGAUACUUCACAGAGACCUCCAGAUCCAGCUGCAGAGUGUUUGAGAAUCACCUUGGAUGCAGAGACUUUUUUGGACAAACUCUGAAUUGGACCAGGGAAGGGGUGGGGGAAAGAAGUAUCUCUGUGUGUGAGGCCCAAGAAAGAGCAGGCACAUGGCUUUAGGAAUGGAUACAGGUAGUUUCUAUUGUGUAUGAGUAAAUCCUCUAGAAAGAAGUUUAUGAGAGAGAGUGAGCGUGUGUGUGUGUCUGUCUGUGUGUCUGUGUCUCUUUUGUGGCAGGGGGAUUAUGCAAACUCUGGACCCUGACUCUGUGUGUGGGUGUGUGUGUGUGUUUAAAAUAAGUCCUAAAGUGUUAAUUUCAGGUAUUUUCUGCUCCAUAUUGCAGCCAAAGUGUAUUUAGAUUAACUUCUUUGCUGUGUUCACAUCUAUGCCCAGCCAUUGUGAACAGUUGUGUGGAAGAGUUUUGUGUGGGCACCUUCCCAUUGAACAUUGUUAGUGACAAAACUGGGCCAUUCUCACUGUUGGCGGUGCUCCUCAUUUGGAGAAAACUUCAAGAACAUUAUGGAAAGUGAGCUCAGGUGCUAAAUCUUUUUUAAGAAACCCUAGACUCAUGGCCACAAGGACUACAAUGCAUUUUCUAUCAGAAUUAUACACUGUACAAGCACUGUGGAGAAAUAACCCCAUGGAAACUCAGCUUCUUGGCUUGAUAACUGCCCCAAUAAGAGGCCCUUACCCACAUUGGGCUGUGCACCUUGGUACCAACUUCAUUUCAAAAAAACGUUUCUUUCCCAAUGCUCCAGCCAGAGGCCCUUACCCACAUUGGGCUGUGCACCUUGGUACCAACUUCAUUUCAAAAAUAUGUUUCUUUCCCAAUGCUCCAGCCAGACCUAAACAGAAAAGAAUAAGACAUUUUUCCUUGUUCCUAGCACACAGAUGGAAAAUGGGUCAAUAAUGCUACACUUUGUUUUUCUCCUAGCCUUUAGAGUCAAGGUGGGUCUCUUAAAAAUUUUUACUGGGGGUAGGAAGUGUCAGGUGGGUAUAAAUAUAGUAACACUAUGUGGAAGGUGGGUAGAAACCCAAAUCAAAUAGGACUUCUUAACAUUUAACACAGCAGUCUGAUUAAAGAUAUAGGCUACCAUGGCUUUGGGGCCUUGGGUCACAAACAGUGAAGUGACAGUGGUUUUUUUCUAUUGGCUCAAGCCAGUUUUUAAUUACAAGGCUCAGUUAUUAAGGGCAAGAUGUUUUUAAUGUAGUUAUAGGUGUCUAGAAAACAGACGACCUUGGGGAGGCUGGGGGGAAUGUCAUAUUGACUUGGCCUCUCCUCUCCCCUUCCAUUUACCCUGAUAUCAGAUAGCAGAAGGACAGGGAGAAGGAAAUAUUUUAUUUUUUAAAAUUCUAUGUGCACACACACACACACACACACAGUAUACAUACAUUAUAUAUAUACAUACAUAUAUAUAUAUAUUUAUAUCACAAUUUAAGAAGCCAAAAAGUUGAGUUUCCAUUUGAAUCUGUCUUUUGAUAAUCAAUUAUUUUUAAAUGUGAUUAGCACUAUAAUAUUGUACAGUUAUUGUAGGGUGUUGGGAGGGAGGGGGAAAAACUCUGGGGGGUUUGUUCCUACUCUUCCUUCAGGGUUUUGUUUUCAAUUGUGUUUAUUUUUUUCUUAUUGGCCAUCCUUUGUCACUUGGCACCUGUGUCAAGUCUUAUGGUGGCACACGUGAUGUCAUUAUGUAGCAGAGAUUUUAAAGCAAAGAUAUUUUUUUUCCUUUUUAAAAA